UGGCUAUAAUUAGUAACUCAUUUUAUGGUCUUGUCUGUAAGCCUUGUGGGAAUUAUGCAAGUCACAAUCAGAGACUGACACUGUUGUAACUUGUACUGUCCGAUCAAAAAAAAAAAAUCAGACAUCAAAGUCAGGAUGGCCGAGUGGUCUAAGGCGCCAGACUCAAGUUCUGGCGGUUCAAAUCCCACUUCUGACAUAAUAGUUUUUGUUCUCCCUUGAUUCGUUCAACAUACUUACCUUUUUUCGUACACUGCACUUACACCUCGAAGAGCUACAUAUAUUUCUGUUGAGGUUCGGUGAUUCUUUUUGUGGUUUUCGAAAUUUUGUAAAGAUGGGUAAGAGUGGAAACAAGAAAGGAGGAGGGUUUGUUAAUGGAAGCAGCAGCAAUCAAGGUGGUGGUUUAACACUUAGACAACAAAUUCAUGGAAGCAAUCAGAAGAAUAAAAUUGGUGGGAGUUCUUCAAAUACUAGUAAUAGUGAUAGGAGGUCAACAUUGAAAACCAAACAUUUGGAGAAAUUGGGAUUAUGGGCUGCUGAUGUUUCAAUUCCUUCAUUAAGUGCUUUGUUUGGACGAAUAUUAGCUUCUUCUUGUGAAUCUUUGGGUACUCCUGUUGAUUCUUCCUUGGUUCUUUGCCAGAGAUGUGAAUCGAUUCUUCAACCAGGUUCUAACUGCACUGUUAGAAUCGAAAAGAACGGAUCAAAGAAGAAGAAACGGCGCAAAUCCUCAAGUGUUCCGCCACAAAACAAUGUUGUUUAUACAUGCAACUUUUGUUCACAUAGAAACCUGAAAAGAGGGACCUCGAAGAGUCAUAUGAAAGAGAUAUUACCUCCAAAACCGAAACAAGUUAAAUCUGAUGAGAAGCGAUUAAAUCUGGUAAAAACUAAAGUGGAUGAAGGUAAGUUAGAUAUGACGAAUAUGGAGGCAAUAGUUUGUCCAGAAAACGUGACAGGAUUUAAAGAAAAUAUUGCUGCCCAGAUUUGUUCAAGUUCUGAAAAAGCUACAGAAAGCAAUAAUGAGAGAGGCAAGAUUGCAGAAGAGCUAGUACCUUCAGAAUAUAUCCCAAUUGAAAUGUCAGAAGCAACGGUCCCUGAGAUGAAUUCAGUGACUGGUAAAGAUGUUGCAAGUGAAAAAACCCCUGUAACUCCACCGAAUAAAGCGCCAAUGCUAUUGCUAGAUUCUAAACGAAGAAAGAGAACCAAGUCUCAUAAUAAACAGGUUGCAAAUGAAAGCAACUCCGCAACCACAGAAGCAGAAAAAGUUUCAACAUCUUCGAAUAAAAGGAGGAGGAAAUCAUGGUCCAGUUUGAAGGAGUUGGCUGAAGCUAAUGAACGGAAGAAUGACAUAGCGAACCUGAAAAUCCCGUUUUGUUUAUGAAGAAGCAUCAACAUUCAGAUUCUAUCGGAUAUUAUUGACUGUCGAGUAAAGCUUUUGGUUAUAAGUUCUCAGUCGUAGGGAAAGAGCAAUUAGAACCUAAUUUGUUAUUUUUAUUUUGAAAAUGCUUACUGAGAAAUGAUCUACAAGUGCACAUCAAGAAGGUUUUAGUGCUAGACAAGAAUGCCCAACUUUGUACCUUUGAUGAAAUAUUGGAAUGCAAAGAGGUAUACUACAGUAAACAUGAAAU
This is a messenger RNA of Papaver somniferum (opium poppy), 1622 nucleotides long. RefSeq lists its product as uncharacterized. Bases 332 to 1375 code for a protein of 347 amino acids. The record is from RefSeq and is a predicted model, not a curated record. Gene Ontology annotation, biological process: RNA processing. The transcript has 2 exons. NCBI's taxonomy places the organism in Eukaryota, Viridiplantae, Streptophyta, Magnoliopsida, Ranunculales, Papaveraceae.